CUUUACCAAAGUCCAAACAAAAAGACCAGAGCUCGAGGCAAAGGGCAGAAUUUGUUUAGCCAUGGAAGCUUGUCUCGAACUCAACUUUCGUCCCCGCAUCUUCACUUUCCCAAGCUCAAAACCUCAAGGCAAGCGGCUGAACCAAGCUUCGCUUAAUCUCGGUUUCUGUGGUUCGUCAUUUACUGGGGUUGCGCGUGUAUCUCUUAAAGCAGCUUCAGAAUGCAGAAGGCCUUUUCUGACAAGAAAUGUUCCCUUUUUGUCGAAUCCGAAGAAGGGGCUAACCUUUCUUUCAUGUGACCAAGUUGGACAUGACUGUGUGAAUCCUAAGGCAACACCUGAAGAAAAUAUGAGUGCUGAACUUUCUAUGCCAAUGCCGGAUGGAUGUGAAAUGUUUCAUGCUUUGCGUGAUUUGAAUGAGCAUGAAUUGUUGCAUCAGCAGAGACCUAGGGCAUUUAAUAACCGGUUGUUGAACUUUGUGAAGAUGGGUUCAGUGGUUGAUAAUGCCGUUGAGUCGUUUUUCAAGAGCGAGAUACGUAGAAGGCUUUUUGUGACUGCUGUCUUGAUCUUAAUUAGUCGUGUGGGGUACUUCAUUCCGAUUCCUGGGUUCGACAGGAGAUUGAUUCCCCAGAAUUAUCUUGGUUUUGCCUCGGGACCAGUGGAUGAAUUUGGUGAUCACUCACAAGAAGUUAAGCUAUCUAUUUUCCAACUUGGAAUAAGCCCUCAGAUUGGAGCAUCUAUUCUCAUGCAGAUACUUUGUCAUAUUCUUCCUUCCUUGGUCAAACUGCGAAAAGAAGGCUUAGGUGGUCAUGAGAAGAUCAAGAGCUAUAUAUGGUGGAUCUCACUUGGUUUUUCCAUUUUUGAGGCUUUGGUUCUUUCCUUUUAUUCUCUUCCGUAUUCCAUACAUGCAGCUGGUCAGAGGGCAAAGCAUGUGAUGGUUACUACUUUAUUCUUGGUGUGUGGUGCACUAACUAUGACAUGGAUUUCUGACAAAAUAACAGAUCAUGGCUUUGGUCAAGGAUCAUCUUUGAUUAUAUGUGUGGGGAUUCUCACUGGCUACACAGAUACACUGUACAAGAUGAUAAACCAACUCUCAGGAAAUGUUAGUAGCUGUUGGCCUUUUAUACUUGCAGUAGUGGGAGUUUUCACAGUUGUUACAAUGUGGGCUGUUGUCGUGACGGAAGGUUGCAGGAAAGUGAAGCUUCAGUAUUAUAGCUCCAGAGCUGCUUCGACCACUAGUCAAAUUCCAGGAGAUUCUGACGUUGAGCCUUACAUACCAUUCAAUAUAAAUCCAGCUGGGAUGCAACCUAUUCUUGCUACCUCUUAUCUCUUUGCCUUCCCUUCAAUCCUUGCAAGCAUCCUUGGUUCACGGUUUUGGAAGCAUGUGAGUGAUGCUUUAAAUCCUGAAACUUCUCGUGGAGCAGAGCCAUGGGUUUACUACACAUUAUACGCGUUCUUUGUCUUUCUGCUCAACAUAUUUGACAUAGCCAACAUGCCAAAGGAAAUAUCUGAUUACCUAAACAAGAUUGGUGCUAGAGUUCCCAAUAUUAAGCCCGGAAGAGCCACAGUUGAAUACUUGACAAAAAUCCAAGCAUCCACACGGUUAUGGGGUGGUGUCAUGCUAAGUAUAUUGGCUACUACAUCUACCAUUCUUGACCAUUAUUUACGGAGAGUAAACAAUGGGUUUUCAAUAGGAUUUACAUCAGUUCUAAUAAUUGUUGGAUCAAUCAUUGAACUCAGAAGAUCGUAUCAAGCGUAUGAUGUAAUGCCCGGUCUAAGUAAGGCGCUGAAGCGUUAUGGUGUAUAAUAUUUGGGGAGACAACUUUGGAGACGUCUGUUGCUUCCGAGCUGAAAUGGUUUUCAUGCACAUCAAACUCAAAAGGAGAAGCUAAAUAUGGAGAGAAAAUGUAACCAUAAGGUAAUUAACCUGAUCUGGUGUACUAUUUUGGUAUGUGGAUGGUUCAUGCUUCCUUCCUUCAAGAUCCUUGCAUGUAUCUUAGCUUCUCCAUGGACUGACUUUGCACUUGCAUGGAAUUGGUAAUAUAGUGAUGUGUUAUUAUUUUUUAUUUAAACAUUUACUCUUAUAGAAAAUACCAUGGGUUCUUUUUAACAUCAGUGAAAGCGUGUGUUCCCACAUCAAACUAAAAUGUAUACAGGAUA
Messenger RNA from Cuscuta campestris, 2157 nucleotides. The record is from the annotation of a GenBank genome assembly. Lineage: Eukaryota; Viridiplantae; Streptophyta; Magnoliopsida; Solanales; Convolvulaceae.